Messenger RNA from Perkinsus marinus ATCC 50983, 1458 nucleotides. RefSeq lists its product as hypothetical. Gene Ontology annotation, cellular component: nucleus. NCBI's taxonomy places the organism in Eukaryota, Perkinsozoa, Perkinsida, Perkinsidae. The record is from RefSeq and is a predicted model, not a curated record. Gene Ontology annotation, molecular function: hydrolase activity, acting on ester bonds; zinc ion binding. The coding region runs from base 1 to 1167 and encodes 388 amino acids. The transcript is spliced from 10 exons.
AUGAGUACAACAGAAGAGUCUUUAGCAUCAACAAUUGGUUUGGUCGAGAAGGAGCAGCCUAAGGACCUCUCAGUGGAAGUGUACCCGUUGGAGAGUCCUGUAACGAUCGAUGACGUUGCUGAUGCCCUGCGGGACGGUCUUGCUAAGGUUUUCAAAAAAAUCGACGUUGACGUCGUGGACUGUCCUGAUCUACGCCAGGCCCCCUACCUCUGCUCGAAGCCUGGUCUCGGAAGCCCAGGGAAAGGCUCUGUUGUAGACUGUGGUGGAUGUGCACUUCUUUACCCUAAGGUUGACAUCACUAAGGAAUAUGAUAUGCGCCAAAUCGCCUCUAUUGUUGACAAUUACACACAUGCCGGUGGCGGCGAUGAGGAAGCGUAUCCUCCCUCGAGUGCUGAGUCUACGGUAGCUGGUAGUCCCACAGAGCGAUCGAACAGCCUACCUAGUCACCACACCCCACAGGCCUUCCACAUUCUGGGAGCUGGCGCUUGCGCUUACUCUGUCACGGGACAGAAUGGAGAGCUGGCGAUAAAUUGUGCAGAUGAGGGGGAUCCUCAUACAGCGUGCGGCAUUGUUUGCGAGGACUCAUUGCCAGAGAAGAAGAACUACCAUUCUUACCUCUCAGGGCCUCUUUGCAACGUCUUCAAGUGUUCGGGUGCCCCUGGGAAGGUGUUGAGAGUUCACGCGGCUGCCCGGAUGGAUCCAGAGGUUGGUUCUGAUAUUGUGGAAACGAUGAAGUCAAUCUUGGAGACUGCCUUUCCUCGUGAUGUUCUGGGCUUGGGGGGUGUGGUACUCGUCAAGAAGGGGAAAGUGAUGAUUCAUGUGAUGCAUGACUUUACAGUGAAGCCAAUCAGGAGUCAGAAAUUCAUUGACUCUGAAUGGCUGAGGAUGAAAGAAGCUGAUACGCCGUUCACGAAUUACACAGUUUUCGUGACGAAUCCUCCUGCGACUCUCGACCUCCGUCCUUCACAUACUCAUGGAUUCAAUGAUAAGGUGGCUGGUCAUUACCACUAUGACACAACGCCACUCCGUGUCGAUUACGAGUGUUAUCUUCAACUCGCGGAUAAUAUAUACAGAGUUGAUCGCGCGUCUCAAGAACCCGACUUCGACAUGGAUGUCGGUUCGAGAGAAAGCAAUACUACUGCUAAGCCUUGGACGCCUGAGCCAUGAACUGAGGAAACUCGUGAUUGUCUGAGGUUUCGGGGCUCAAUUUUUCCGUUUAUGUAGGAUCGUUAUUCCUCCGCAUUUGAUCGUUGCACUUGGUAUUUUUGGUCAAGGCUUCACUGCCGCUAUUGAAUGUGUCGUUGCUCUUUGAUGAUCGCACAGCAUCAUUGUCGCCAUAAACUGUUUGGCACUAAGGAAGCUGGCUGUAGCAUUGAGCUCGGUUCUAUACAAUGUAGUUUACAUAACACAUCUUUGUAUAUAAUUGUAUGUUUUAUCGCCAAUCAGGCAGGACACAGC